UUUGGACGCUCGUGGAUGCAUCUAGCACGCGGCGCGGGCGUUCGUCGCGUGAUUUUCGCGAUCUCGGGCCGGGUGUACGACGCGACAGACUACCUCGACCUGCACCCGGGCUUGCCCGACUUCCUGCUGUCGGCGGCGGGGACCGACGCCACCGAGGUCUUUGCCUUAGCGGGCCACUCCCGCAACGCACGCACCAUCCUGCAAGAGUUUUGGAGACCACAGCUCGACCCCUUCUUCCCGGGCACGGUGGCAGCGGGCGCGCAGGCGGGCGCGGGCCCCGGCUCGACCGAGGAGGAGGAGAGCGCGUGGCGCGUGCUGAGGCUCCUCCUCGGCGACACACGCGGCCGGCGGCGCCUCACCGACGCAAUCGGCUCGCUGCUGCGGGCGUGGGUAGUAGACAUGGAGAGGAGCGGCCGCGACCACCCGCCGGCGCCUCUGGAGCCGCAGGCGGACGCCGCCGAGGGCGCGCCCUCUGCGGGCGUCACGCGCUUCGUCCCCCUCGUCUGGCGACUCUCAUGGGCCGAACUGACCGCGGCGGCGGGCGUGCUGGAGCAACAGCCAGUGGGCGUAGCACGGCUCGCCACGUUGCGACCCCAUGCCACCAGUGCGGGCCUUGCUCUGAGCGGCUGCGAGGGUGCCCCUACUGCCGCGAGCCGGUGGUGAUGUGGACCGGGUUCCUCCGGCCCUCUGUUUGGAUGCUCUACUAACGAUUCGUUUGCGGGGUGGGUAACAUCAAACACUCUCGCAACGCAGCACUCACGUGCAACGUUACUCUCAAUUUUUGCUUUGUUAAGAAGGACGCCGCG
Messenger RNA from Emiliania huxleyi CCMP1516, 806 nucleotides. RefSeq names its product cytochrome b5. Gene Ontology annotation, cellular component: membrane; intracellular membrane-bounded organelle. The transcript has a single exon. Gene Ontology annotation, molecular function: heme binding. Lineage: Eukaryota; Haptophyta; Isochrysidales; Noelaerhabdaceae. Bases 16 to 663 code for a protein of 215 amino acids. The record is from RefSeq and is a predicted model, not a curated record.